This is a messenger RNA of Tigriopus californicus, 4360 nucleotides long. RefSeq lists its product as uncharacterized. NCBI's taxonomy places the organism in Eukaryota, Metazoa, Arthropoda, Copepoda, Harpacticoida, Harpacticidae. The transcript is spliced from 17 exons. Gene Ontology annotation, biological process: positive regulation of synaptic transmission; calcium ion-regulated exocytosis of neurotransmitter; regulation of synaptic plasticity. Gene Ontology annotation, molecular function: transmembrane transporter binding; small GTPase binding. The coding region runs from base 730 to 3783 and encodes 1017 amino acids. Gene Ontology annotation, cellular component: cytoskeleton of presynaptic active zone; presynaptic membrane. The record is from RefSeq and is a predicted model, not a curated record.
UUUGGCCGGAGUGAAGACGAAUCUUUGGCGCCAGGAGCGAGGGACGGUUCCCUGAAGGCCGGAGUACGCAUACUUUUGAGCCUUCCUUGAGAUGGAGGCGAAGGGAAACUUGUAGCUCUGAUGUGUGUGAGAGAGAGAGAGGAGAGAAGAGGGAGGAGAACCACCUUGAGGAACGAACGAGGAUUCAAUGCCAGCAAAGUUGGCGUGUUCCUCACAUAGGGAACACUACCUCCGCACCUUCUACACCCGAUUGAUCCCUGCACAACCACUAAUAGAGACUGCAACUCACCGAAAAGGAACAAGAGGACAGGGAAGAGGGAAGAGGAGGAGGAGAAGGACUAGUACAAUGAAAAUGUUGCACGCUGUGAAUCAUCGUCUCCCGCGGAGCAAACACUAGAUGAACAAGAACUUCAGUCGAUCAGUGCUAGUUGAUAGUCCGGCUUGGACCUUUACCAUUCGUGACCUGGAAUCGCACACGUACCCAUGAUGGUCAUGGUGAUGAUAAUCUAGAAUAUGUUUGAGUGCUUUGGUCCUUCCCUGGCCUCGACAUCCUGAGAACCUGAGAAGAAGAAAAACUGUGCCUGAUGAACUGAGUGAAAAGUCUUUCAACAACUUUUGUAAGUGAUCUACAAUCUGUGGCCCUUGUUUUGGGGUCGUUGUGGCUUAUUUGUGGCUUAUUUGUCGAUCCUGAAUUGAAUCCUCAGCUGAUUUCGCUUUAAAUCUCUAAGCAUGAUACCCGGAGACAUGUUCAAUUAUGUUAAAAAGGUGCUUGGGCCUGAAGGUGGGCCUCGGACACCCAGGGCCCCACGGACGCGUAAAGUCAAAACUGCAGCGGAAAUGGUCAGCAAAGAGAAUGCCGUGCGGCAACGCUAUGGAAUGGAAAUCAAAAAGACUGGAGGACGAAGCGAGGAUGGAACUUUGGACAAGCUCAAAGAAACUUUCUCCACCGGAUUUCAAACGGCAACAGAAACUGUAACCAAGUUGACUCCGGGAUCUGGAUCAUGCCAACCAAUCACCACAGCCUCUGUGCCCACAUUUCAAAGGAAUUCCUCGGCCACCACGUUAUGGAAGUCGGCUAGCUCAACGGAUACCACAUCCAUCCGCAAGUCAUCCAUUGCCACGCCCACCACCACCACCCCACCCUCUCUUGUGGGUGAGGCCAGCGGUACUGAGGAGUCGAACACCAACGCCAAAUCAGAUGGCACGAAUGCCACUUCCGCCGUUUCUGGUGGAGGCAGUGGAGACUCAUCCAAGUGCAAAGUAUGCAUGAAGGUCUUCGGGAAUGAGGAGUUUUUCAAGGUCUGCUCCACAUGCAUUAUGCCCGUGUGUGAAGACUGCAGUGUGUCCUAUAACGACGAUAAUCAUCCGAGUCAAGCCAAAGUUGAGCCGGACAACUGGGUAUGUUCCAUUUGCACCCGACGACGAUCCACACGAGAUGAGAGCUUGCUAGCCAGCAGCAACAAUUACCUGAAGUCCAAACAAGGCAAUGGUACAAAGCGUGUGGACAUGAAGCACGAAUCUUUCGACGUGGCCUCAGGAGGAGGUCUCAUGGUCCCACAAGUGCCUCAGGCUCGACGACACAGCACCGGAAAUGCCGCUGCCAUCGCAGCUUUACAAGCAGCCAAUAAUCAAAAUGCGGCUGCCUCGGCGGCUCCAGGCUCACUGGCACAGGUCGCCCCCGCCAGUACUAAGAAGAAAGGCUCGUUCGAUGGCGGCCGGGUCGCAUCAGCCCAUCAGCCACAACAGGUGCUUUCAUCCUCCCCCCGACCCAGUGGGCGUGUGACCUCCCGCAGGCCGAGUGACAACAAUCUCAAUGCCUUAAUGGAUAAUGAUCCCAUGGGAGGUGGUCCUCCUGGUGGUGGUGGCGGCGCGAACAUGGGUCGUCGGUGCUCCAUGGCUGUUCCUCGUAGCCGAGGUCCAGGAGGUGAGGCCAAUGGCAAUGAUAUGAUGAAUGUUAUUUCCACACGAGGCAUAGCUGCCAGGGGACGCCUGAGCUCGUGCCCAAAAAUCAAUGCCUCGGCAUUUUACUCACAACAACAGCCGCAAUCGCCGUCGCACCAACCGCCCAAGCAGCGAUCACAGAUCAUCUUCAGUAAAGAUAAGAUGUUCAACUCUGAAAGCUCGGGCGAGGACCUGUCCUCGGCCCAUGCUUUGGCCAUUGUUGCUGCCCGAGAUUGGCAAAACAAUGCCCGUCGACGACGACGACACACCAGCAGUAGCUACAGCAAUGUCAGGUAUGGAAGCACCUCGUCGGUCUCCCAAGACUAUCUCGGUGGGGAUUUUUUGGGCAUCGGCAAACCUUCAGAAGAAAGAAGAUCCUCCUUUGAAUCGGCAUGUUCUGACUCAGCGGCCUUGGGACAAGUUCGAGAUCGCUUCGUGGACGAAGAAGCCUCUCGGAGGUUUCAUUCCAUGGAAAGAAGCUCACAUCAUCCCCAACAACAAAAGCCUCUACCACCACACCCACAACACCUUCAACAGCAACAUCAACAUCAACAACAACAACAUGAGGCUAUCCGCAUUGUGGUUGACCAUGUGGACACUUCUGGGGCUCAAGCAGGAGGAAUGCGUAAAGUUCGCAGCCGAAGCUCUUCCAUCGUCCCUCCCCGCGAGUAUCAGAUCACACUGUACUGCGACAGCCACAGCCCCUACGGUUUCGGCCUCCGCGUGGUGGGCGCCGAAGGAGGUUACGCACGAGUCUUGUGGAUUUGUCCAGGGGGUCCUGCUGAGCAAGCGGGUAUCCGAGUCGGGGAUAAGAUCUUCGAUUGGAACAAUAUCCCUCUAUCGAGUGUUCCCUUGGAGCACAUUCCUCAGAUGAUCGAACACUGUGAUAUGGACGCUGUAAAGGCCACCAUCCAAACAGGAGGCAAACCUGACGAGGGCCCUGACCUCGGUGGAGGUAAUGGCGGACGUCGGCUGCCCAAUCUGCCCUCGUCGGGCUCGUCUCCCCGGCCUUCCAUCAGCAUGAGCCGCAAGCAGCCCAGGGAAGUAGGAUAUGUCCAAUUCGGACUGAAUUAUGAUGAACCCAAUUUGUUAGUGACACUUUGGGCGGCUGAGAAUCUCCAGAGCAUUGAGAACCACGAAGAUGUGUCGCUCCCUCAACCUUAUGCCAUUGUCAGGCUGUGCUUAUAUGGUCGAAACCGUACCUUCACCACUGGAGUGGAGGAAUCGACACCCCAUCCAAUUUGGAGGACGAAGCAUCUCUUCACGGAUCUCGAACGGGACGAGCUCAAUGCCAGCCAACUCGAGAUCAGUGUGUGGAACUACUCGAACGCUGUCAAACACGAGUGUCUGGGCAAAACCUUGCUCAGCGCUCCUGACGUAGACCUGGACGGUUCACUUCAUUGGUUUCCUUUGUAUCUCUCUGAUGGAAACGUAAAGUCAUCAGAAAGUCAAUCCCUUGGGACGACCGAUAUGGUUCAACAGGGACAUUUGCGAAAGUCUCAGGAUAUGGGACAGCCAAAUCAAGGCAGUGGAGGUAGUUCGAGCAAUGGAGCAGGAAAUGGAGCAGGAGGAGGAGGAGGUGGUGGAGGCGGUGGAGGACUUAAUCCCAAUGCUUAUUUUGGUCCCGGAGGCAGAUACAACAUGCGUCGAAAGAGCGACUGUGGAGGAGCGCCCAUUGUACUCCCACCAGAUUUUGGCAAGAUGAAACGCAAUCAUUCCUUGGACAAAACCAAUGACUUGGACGAGUUUGUCCUUCGAAGUGGGUCAAAUAUGGACGCGGGAGGGUUUGGAGGCUCCUACCGACAAUUGGCGCAUCACGGCUCUGGACGGCAAUACAACUAAUUUUUGUUGUAGAUGAAAAGUGCCAGCGUGUAUAUGUGUGCGUGUGGUUGUGUAUUUGGAGUUACCUUUCUUUUGCAUCUGGAUCCCUCAGACAACCCAAGAUACAGCCUAACCACGGUGAUAUCAAAAUACAUAUCACCCAAACCGAAACGUCUACUUCAACACAUCCUUACUUCAUUUUCUCAUCGUCAUAUCCUCGGUGAAACUAUUUAUCAACUGAGAAACUCACACAUAUCAACUUAUGACAUCAUCAUCAACAACACGAGUGCAACCACUUAUGUUAGUAAUGUUUAAGAAAUGCGGAUCCAUAUCGUUUUCAACAUGAAUCUUCUUGUCAGCUUUCCCCGCUCCUUCAACGUCCUCGAAUCGAUUGAAAUGUUUCGUUUUCGCAUGGCUGAUUGUCAUACCACAGAUCCAUUAAACAAAAAGUGUCAUCUACAUUCUACAGUAUUCUUUCAGACUAGUGACAUUCACUUGUCCUCCUCGUACAGUCUUUUAAACCAACGUGUUCUUCAACCUCAAACAUGAUUCAUCUCUACUAGUCGACCUACUUAGCAAACAACUAAUAAACACAUCA